Molecule: messenger RNA, 528 nt
Organism: Saxophila tyrrhenica
Lineage: Eukaryota; Fungi; Ascomycota; Dothideomycetes; Mycosphaerellales; Extremaceae
Exons: 2
Coding region: 1-528 (175 amino acids)
Source: RefSeq, a predicted model, not a curated record
AUGGACGACCUCACCUUCCACCAAUCCCUCGAAGCCCUCGCCACCAACGCCUACAACCCCGACCUCUCCACCAACGAUUCUCCCUCUGAGCCCAUCUCCCAGACAAUCUCCCGCUGGCACGCCCUCUUCUCCAUCCCCGAAUCCACCGCCGUGGACAGAAUCCUGGAGCAUCGCAACAACCUAACCCGCAUCCGCGUCUCAGACGCCCACUGGGAAGCCGUCGAAGCCGAGCGAGUGGCGUCGGGCUAUGAUCGGGAAGCUUACGAGUAUGAACUAGAGUUGCAGAAGAAGAGGGCGCUUCUGCCGGAGUUGAUGCCGGAGUCUGAGGGCGCGUUCACGGUGACUUAUCUGGUGGAGCUGGCGGGUCCACUGGAGUCGCCUGAGAAGGUCCAGCGUGCUGCUGAAGGGCGGGAGGUUUCGCUCUGCUGCCUCGACGGGGCGGCGAAGAACGCACUGCUGCGAUGGGCUGCGGAGGAAGGCGGCGGCUCCGAGCCAACGAUCCUGGUCAACCCAAAGUCACUGCGAUGA